Messenger RNA from Drosophila ficusphila, 292 nucleotides. RefSeq lists its product as uncharacterized. The record is from RefSeq and is a predicted model, not a curated record. NCBI's taxonomy places the organism in Eukaryota, Metazoa, Arthropoda, Insecta, Diptera, Drosophilidae. The coding region runs from base 104 to 283 and encodes 59 amino acids. The transcript is spliced from 2 exons.
AAGAAACACUGAAAUGUUUGUCAAAUAACAUAUAUACGUAUUCUGUUUGCUUUAUCAAAGACAUCCGUUUCGGUCAAAACUUCCAAAUCAAAAAACAAACAAGAUGUCCGAUAUCAAUCUAGUUGCUUAUAAUAGAUUCCGACGAGAUCUGGCCAAAAUAUUCAAUACUUUCAAUUCGUCCACUCAAACCGAUUUUACCGAGGAUAUUGGCAUAGACUCCAACCUUGAUCGCAAAGAUUCCGAAUUAACGCUUUCCAAUUUCUACGAUCUGGAAUUGGAUUAGCGAAGAAGA